AUGACGUAAAUAAAUAUGUUUUUUGCUCAUAUUAACAAAUCCUAGCUGUUAAAUUUGGCCAAAUCCUGUUUGGAAAAGUAUAUAAAUGUUUUGUCUUGUAAACAACAAAGUUAAUAACAAAAUAUGGGCGAAAGAUAUAUAACAGUGACACUGUCAUGCCUAUUAAUAGUGGCAUGGCGGGCAUCAGCACAACCAAACCGCUUUGCUGGGGUAUCAAAUUUACGGGACUUUGUAGCAAUGAGAGAAUCCCCGUCGUCAGUCUUAUCAAGUAGCAGUAUAUCAGCAAGAACAUUCUCUGACGCUGUCAGUCGAGCUAUUCCAGAAAUCCAGACUUCAAUUUCCUCAAAAACAGCGCUUGAUAGAACAGCUUUCGAAGCAGGUGUCGAUCGGGUUUCCGUAGACACCACUGAUGCGUUCGGUCCUCAGCAUUUAACUCAGUCGGCUGCUCUGGAUAUUGGACAGGCCGGACAAGCGUUUCUUGAAACAGCAUCUUCAACAGCUAAAAGAUUAAAUGUUCCGAGUGGAGAUAUUUCCUCGCAGUUUGCAGGCGCCAGAAUUGAGCCUGAUUUCACUAUCAUGCCCCGUCCUUUUAGAUGUCCGUUCCGUAAACCUUGGCCAACUUGUGACGAACGUGCCAAAUACCGGUCCAUAGAUGGCACGUGCAAUAACGUGCGUAACUCUUUGUGGGGCAAGUCGUUGACUCCCUUUGAAAGAAGUUUAACACCAGAUUAUGCUGAUGGAAUAUCGUCACCACGAACACGAAGUGUUAAUGGAGGUCCGCUGCCAAAUGCACGGAAAAUCAGCCGAGAUUUCCAUACGUCCUUGUCGGUCGAAGACAAACAACUUAGUCAUUUUGCAAUGGAAUUUGGACAGUUUGUUAGUCACGAUAUUCAGUUUAAUGCUUUAUCUCAAGGAUACAGAGGCUCAAACUUGAACUGCUGCGAGAGACCAAACAGGCAGUCGUGUUUCCCAAUACAGAUUCCCCCAGGCGAUCCAUUCUUUACUAAUCGGACAUGUUUGAAUCUGGUUCGAUCCUUACCAACACCGAAUUUAGACUGCAUUCUAGGAGUGCGGGAACAACUAAACCAGAACACCCACUUUUUAGAUGGAUCGCUUGUGUAUGGAUCGGACAAGGCCACAUCGGACGGCCUACGCACGUUUACAGGAGGUUUACUGAAGACAAGUGCAGCAGACGAUUUAUUACCACAGAACAGUGGCGCGAACGCCGGAUGUACCAUAACUGUUGCGUCACGGCCUUGUUUCCGGGCAGGUGACCCAAGAGUUAAUCAGCAGCCCGCCCUGAUUUCUUUGCACACCAUAUGGAUGCGCGAGCACAAUCGAGUUGCCAAGCAACUAGCGCUCGUGCAACCCACGUGGAGAGGCGACGACGAGAAACUAUUCCAGGAGGCGAGACGUAUAGUCGUUGCCAUGAUACAACACAUUACGUACAGUGAAUUCCUACCAGAGGUCCUCGGAAACAGCGUCAUGACGAAAUACGGAUUGAAGCCUAAGAUUAACGGCUAUACAGGUUACAAUCCGAGGGAAAAACCAAUGAUUAGGAAUGGUUUCAUGGCGGCGGCCUACCGUUUCGGACACAGUAUGAUUUCCGAUCAUUUACCCACACAUAAUGGCUUCCUUCAAACAUCUAAUAGUUUAUUAAAGGAUACAUUUUUGAAACCAGAUCUCGUUUACACAAAAGGUGUUGAUGAGAUUACACGGGGAUUAACGAGAUCCAAGGCUGAAGAUGUCGAUAAGUACAUCUCAGCACAAGUCACGAGACAUCUGUUCGAGAGACGACCAGGUUUCGGAGGUGACCUUGCAGCCACCAACAUACAAAGAGCACGGGACCAUGGUAUACCGAGUUAUCAGAAAUGGCGACGUCAUUGUGGACUGUCCGGACAGUAUUCGCAUGCAUACCAUGUUCGAAGCAACUUGCAACAGAUUUAUAGUAACCCAGACGACAUGGACCUGUUUACUGCCGGUGUUUCUGAAACAGCAGUUCCAGGAGGAAAAGUAGGUCCAACUUUCGCUUGUAUGAUUGGCGAACAAUUCCGGUCGUUGAAAAACGGAGACAGGUUCUACUACGAGCAUGAUGAAGUUGGAAAGUUUACACCAGAACAAUUAAGAGAAAUUCGGGGAACUACAAUGUCAAAAGUGAUGUGCAGAAACACGGGUAUACCUCAUCUUCAAAGAAACGCAUUUAAAGAUGUAAUUUCAGGAAAUCCAAUCGUUAACUGUCGCACCAUGAAGGACAUUGACUUUUCAAACUGGGGAACGAAUUGUCAAUCUGGCGGAGGCUGGUCGGCUUGGCAAACUACCCCUUGUUUUGGGAACUGGAGGCUUCGGUACCGUAUUUGCACAAGUUCUGGCUCGAACCAAUGUGGCAACCCGUGCCCGAGGAAAUAUGAAAUAAAAGUGGAAUCUUGUGGUUGGAUUUGGGAGCCUCUCUGGCCAAGGGAUAGGCCACAGCCCCCACAAAGACCAUUUGUGGCAGAUCGCACGAGCAUCAGUGAUAUUCAGUCAAGAAUAGAAACGAAACUAACAAGUCUUAUAAAUAGCAAAAAGGGAAAUAUUGAUGCUAAAUUAUUUGAACAAGCUUUAUCCGCUGUGAGCCCCACGAUGUCAAGGGCUUGAAACAAAUUUGAACUUAUUUGAAGCCAAAUAUGUUUGACCUCGUGAAAAUGUAUGUAAAGGAGCUUUAAUUGUUGCAACCGUUUUAUAUGUUAAUUUAUUUAUAUGUUUUGAAAUGAUGAACUGAAUAAUAAAUGCUGUUAAAAUAUAAGCCUUAUAUAUUGAAGGAACAACAUCCCCAACUGCUUUAAAAUAUUGUAUAUUAUUAUCCUUCGCAAUGUCUUUUGUUUCCAGAUGUCUAGAUUUGUAUGCCCAUGCGUGAAAGUGAAUACAUGCCGACGAAUGUUUAGUGUUGAUACACUAAAUGAGUCCGUUUGCCAUUUAAAUGACCUCUGAUCGUUUCUUGCUGUGCAUUAUUAUGAAUAUACCACGCAUUUUUAUGUAGUAUACACAUACUGUAUAGUUCAGACUCUGCCACGGUGCCAUGUUGGCAGAAUAUAAAUGUUUUCUGUUUAUUAUCACUUUUAUUUAUGAC
Molecule: messenger RNA, 3106 nt
Organism: Ruditapes philippinarum (Manila clam)
Lineage: Eukaryota; Metazoa; Mollusca; Bivalvia; Venerida; Veneridae
Product: peroxidase-like
Exons: 16
Coding region: 124-2634 (836 amino acids)
Biological process (GO): response to oxidative stress
Molecular function (GO): peroxidase activity; heme binding
Source: RefSeq, a predicted model, not a curated record